ACUUGUGCCUGGACAGCUCCCGCGGGCAAAGAGGGCGAUCUACGGCUUCGCAGGGGCGGCGCGCCUGUUCUGGCUCGCCGUGUGGGGCGGCCGGCAGGGGGGGGGCUGGGUCCAGUCGCGCCUCGAGCGGGCCCUGUUCUAUUGCGGGAUCGACGGGCAGCUGGAGGGCGUCGCGGUCUCUCGCGCGGGCGACGUUCUCAUCGCCGAGACCUCGGAGACGAAGCUGAAGGACAUCCUGUCGAAGGAGAAGCGUGGCCGAGUCGCGGCGACGGUGAACUGCGCGACGUGCGUCGAGCCGAUCAUGAUCCCACUUGCGAGGCGGAAGCAGCUCCAAGCAGACCUGGAUGCCGCGUGGGCGGCGGAGCUGCUGCGCGAGUCGGGCGAGAUCGGCUGGCCG
Messenger RNA from Prorocentrum cordatum, 397 nucleotides. The record is from the annotation of a GenBank genome assembly. Lineage: Eukaryota; Dinophyceae; Prorocentrales; Prorocentraceae.